Molecule: messenger RNA, 1053 nt
Organism: Striga asiatica
Lineage: Eukaryota; Viridiplantae; Streptophyta; Magnoliopsida; Lamiales; Orobanchaceae
Source: the annotation of a GenBank genome assembly
AUGUCUUCCGAAGAUUCUUUACUCGGUGGCCUGCACGAUGACGUGGCGCUCUCCUGCCUUGCCCGCGCCAGCCGCUCAGACUACUCCUCCCUCUCCUGCCUGAACAAGAAAUUCAACUCCCUCAUCAACAGCGAGUACCUAUACGAACUCAGGCGCCAAUCUGGCAUAAUCGAGCACUGGGUUUACAUGGUAUGUGACCCCCGAGGCUGGGAGGCCUUCGACCCCUCCCGCAAAAAAUGGACCCGUCUUCCCAAAAUACCCUGCGACGAGUGCUUCAACUACGCUGACAAGGAGUCCCUUGCAGUCGGCAGCCAGCUACUCGUUUUCGGUCGCGAAAUGCUAGAAUUCGCCAUUUGGAAGUACAGUUUGACCAAACGUGAUUGGUCAAAGUGCAGCCCCAUGAUUCGUCCUCGCUGUCUUUUCGCAUCCGGGAGUCUCGGCUCGAUCGCCAUUGUGGCCGGCGGGAGCGACAAAAACGGGAACGUUUUAAAAUCUGUCGAGCUUUACGACUCGUCGAGCGGCGAAUGGGAAGAGCUCCCGAGCAUGCACACGCCACGUAGGCUUUGCUCGGGUUUUUUCAUGGGCGGGAAGUUUUACGUGAUUGGAGGGAUGAAUGGGCCCACUGAGUGGUUGACUUGUGGGGAGGAGUUUGACUUGAAGACGAGAAAGUGGAGAAAAAUCGAGGGGAUGUACCCGAACGUUAACCGGGCUGCGCAGGCGCCGCCGCUAGUGGCUGUGGUCGAGGAGAGGCUUUAUGGGGUGGAGUAUUUGACGAAUAUGGUGAAGAGUUAUGAUAAGGAGAAGAAUGUGUGGGAAGAUGUUGGGAGGCUUCCGGUGAGGGCAGAUUCGUCAAAUGGGUGGGGGCUCGCGUUCAAGUCGUGUGGAGGGAAGAUUCUUGUGGUUGGUGGGCAGAGAGGGCCGGAAGGGGAAGCGAUUGUGUUGAGUUCUUGGAAUCCGAAGAAGUCGAAUGGUGGGGCUCUUGAUUGGGAGGUGGUUGGGGUGAAGGAGCAUGCUGGGGUGUUUGUGUACAAUUGUGCUGUUAUGGGAUGCUAG